AUGGGAUCCCGCCCCUCUCUGCAGUCUGCGGCCGCCACACACGAGCACCACCCCAUCCCUCCCACGGUGGCGGACACCAAGGCUGCCUUCCUAGAGGGCUUCAAGCGCCCUCUGCCGGGCAUCUACUCCACCGUCAUCCAGGAGCUACUGGUGCAGCAACACCUGUUCCGCUGGAACGUGACCUACUCCUACAACGCCAUCACCGCCCUCGGCGUGGUCAGCAUCUUUGACCAGCUGCUGGAGGGGCUGCCGGAGCAGGACCCCAUCUUUGAGGCGUUCAUCAAGGCGCUGCAGGAGGACCCGGCGCAAUACCGUGGUGAUGCACGGCGCCUCGAAGAGGCCGCCGGGAGCUUGGGUGGCCCCGAGAACCUGAAGCCUGAUGCAGAGGGCAGCGAGAUCCAGAAGACACUGGCACAGACGGCCGAGGCCAUCAAGUCCGGCAACUUCCUGUACACCCGCUUCUUCGCCGUGGGCCUCUUCCGCCUGCUGGAGCUGGCGGGGGCCAAGGGCCCCAAGGCCCUCUCCGGCCUGACGUCCGCCCUGGGCGUGCCGUUGGAGCGCGUGAACGCCGACCUCCUGACCUACAAGAACGUGCUGUCCAAGCUGCAGGCCGCCAAGGAGAUCAUGAAGGAGUUCCUGGAGCGUGAGAAGAAGAAGACGGCGCAACGUUUGGCCGAGAAGCAGGCGAAACAGGCGGCCCAGAGCGGAGAGAGUGCGGAUGGGAAGGCCGCGGAGGUGGCGGCAUGA
This is a messenger RNA of Auxenochlorella protothecoides, 747 nucleotides long. RefSeq names its product Protein THYLAKOID FORMATION1, chloroplastic. The record is from RefSeq and is a predicted model, not a curated record. Gene Ontology annotation, cellular component: chloroplast thylakoid. The transcript is spliced from 4 exons. The coding region runs from base 1 to 747 and encodes 248 amino acids. Gene Ontology annotation, biological process: protein import into chloroplast thylakoid membrane; protein import into chloroplast stroma; photosystem II assembly. NCBI's taxonomy places the organism in Eukaryota, Viridiplantae, Chlorophyta, Trebouxiophyceae, Chlorellales, Chlorellaceae.